UCUGCGGAGGUAUGUUAUUACGAACGAUAACAUUUGCAUCAUCUCCGAUAGAGGGAAGGGUUUAAUUGCAGCUAUUAGGCGUUCCGGUGUGCCGUGGAGAUCCAUUUAUUGCAUUCGUCACAUUACGUCAAACUUCCAUAAAGAUUAUAAGAAUGCAGACUGGAAGAGACAAGUCGUGGCAAUGGCGUACGAGUUAGAGCCACAUAUUUUCUGGCAAAGAAUGACCCGACUUGAGAGUGAUAUGGAGGGGCAGACAAAUACAUCUUUCCAACAAUGGUUGCGCACAAUGGAGCCGUGGCAGUGGGCUCAAAGUGCUGACGAGGGCUUUCGUUAUGGCCACAUGACCACAAACUUAGUCGAGGGGAUCAACGCAGUCCUGUUGAAAACACGUCAUCUUCCGAUAGCAUCGGUAUUUUCUGCUACUUUCUACAGGCUGGCCACUUUGAUGCCAAGAAUGGGUCGGCAGCAAGUCCACCAGAUUCAGGCGGGACAUGUGUUUGUCGAAUAUGUGAGGAAUACAAUGGUCGUAAACCGUCGGUUGGCGAGGUCAAUGAACGUGGAAAUAUAUUCACGCUGACUGGAAACGUUUCGAGUUACCGAUAUCAUCGGUCGUCGACCUAGGUCCUACGGAGUUGAUCUCCGGAACAGACGGUGCGAGUGCAGGAAGUUCGAAACACUUCAUUACCCCUGUGCGCAUGUCGUGGCUGCGUGUGCUAAAGUCAAUGUUGAUGCGAAACAAUAUGUCGAUGAUGUGUACACGCUGAAGCGCACAUUGCGUGUCUGGGAGAAUGAGUUCCCCGUCCUGCCGGACCUAUCUACGUGGGAGGUGCCGCAGAUGACUUUCGAGCUUCUCCCAGACACAGGGCUACGGAGGAAUCCAAGGGGUCGUCCGCAGUCAAGUAGAAUCCGUAAUGAGAUGCAUAUUAGGGAGAAAUCUGACGGAAAGCGCUGUGGAAUAUGUAGGCUAACUGGUCAUAGCCGAAAUAAAUGCCCUAACCGAAACUUUCAUGUUGGACAGUCGUCGGGAUCGGGGCGAAAUUGAGCUAAAGCUAUAAAAUUUGUAUGUAUGUUGUUAUAAAAGGUAAUUUUAUUAAUAAUAAUUUUUCUUAUUCGGCUUAUGCUUACGCUUAAAGUGUAUCCAUAUUGUUUCCAGAAUAAGUUAUAAUGUACCAUGUGAGCGUUAUGGAAUUAUUAAGAUUAUAUCGAAAAUAAA
Messenger RNA from Gossypium raimondii (Peruvian cotton), 1213 nucleotides. RefSeq lists its product as uncharacterized. Lineage: Eukaryota; Viridiplantae; Streptophyta; Magnoliopsida; Malvales; Malvaceae. The transcript is spliced from 2 exons. The coding region runs from base 182 to 577 and encodes 131 amino acids. The record is from RefSeq and is a predicted model, not a curated record.